AUGUAUAUAAAGAUGGCCACGUUAGCAAACGGACAAGCAGACAAUCCCAGCCUCAGUAGCACCCACACUAACCCCAACCCAAACGGGCACAUGAACGGAUUAAAUCACAGUCCGGGGAACUCCGCCACCAUUCCCAUGAAGGACCACGAUGCCAUCAAGCUGUUCGUUGGACAGAUCCCACGCAACCUGGACGAGAAAGACCUCAAGCCGCUUUUCGAAGAGUUCGGGAAAAUAUACGAACUGACGGUGCUGAAGGACCGCUUCACCGGCAUGCACAAAGGUUGUGCCUUCCUAACGUACUGUGAACGGGAGUCUGCUCUUAAAGCUCAGAGUGCAUUACACGAACAGAAGACUCUUCCAGGGAUGAACAGGCCGAUCCAGGUGAAACCAGCGGACAGCGAAAGCCGAGGAGGUAGAAGCUGUUGUAAACAAAGACCACACCACAGAAAACUUUUUGUGGGCAUGCUCAACAAACAACAGUCAGAAGAUGACGUCCGUCGGUUAUUUGAAGCGUUCGGGAACAUUGAGGAAUGCACGAUACUUCGAGGACCGGAUGGCAACAGCAAAGGGUGUGCUUUUGUGAAAUAUUCCUCGCACGCAGAAGCCCAGGCGGCCAUAAAUGCUUUACACGGAAGCCAGACAAUGCCGGGAGCAUCGUCCAGCCUGGUGGUCAAGUUUGCCGACACGGAUAAAGAGCGCACUAUGCGCCGGAUGCAGCAAAUGGCGGGGCAGAUGGGUAUGUUCAACCCCAUGGCGAUCCAGUUCGGAGCCUACGGCGCUUACGCGCAGGCACUGAUGCAGCAACAGGCUGCCAUCAUGGCCUCCGUGGCCCAAGGCGGCUACCUAAACCCCAUGGCGGCCUUCGCAGCAGCCCAGAUGCAGCAGAUGGCCGCCCUCAACAUCGGGGUGAAUGGUUUCACUGGUCUCCCGCCACAAGCCAAUGGGCAACCUGCAGCAGAAGCCGUCUUUGCCAACGGCAUCCAUCCUUACCCAGCACAAAGUCCAACCACGGCUGAUCCUUUGCAGCAAGCAUACGCCGGAGUACAGCAAUACGCAGGUCCUGCUUAUCCUGCGGCCUACGGUCAGAUAGGCCAAGCCUUCCCACAGCCACCUCCCAUGAUACCACAGCAACAGAGAGAAGGACCAGAGGGCUGCAACCUGUUUAUCUACCAUCUGCCCCAGGAGUUUGGGGACGCAGAGCUGAUGCAGAUGUUCCUGCCAUUCGGUAAUGUCAUCUCCUCGAAAGUGUUUGUGGAUCGGGCGACAAACCAAAGUAAAUGCUUUGGCUUUGUGAGUUUUGACAAUCCUGCUAGCGCCCAAGCGGCCAUCCAGGCCAUGAAUGGCUUCCAGAUUGGGAUGAAGAGGCUGAAGGUCCAGCUGAAAAGGCCAAAGGAUGCUAACCGUCCUUAUUGA
Messenger RNA from Ahaetulla prasina, 1413 nucleotides. RefSeq names its product CUGBP Elav-like family member 4 (gene CELF4). Gene Ontology annotation, molecular function: mRNA binding. Bases 1 to 1413 code for a protein of 470 amino acids. The record is from RefSeq and is a predicted model, not a curated record. Gene Ontology annotation, cellular component: cytoplasm; nucleus; ribonucleoprotein complex. NCBI's taxonomy places the organism in Eukaryota, Metazoa, Chordata, Lepidosauria, Squamata, Colubridae. Gene Ontology annotation, biological process: mRNA splice site recognition; regulation of alternative mRNA splicing, via spliceosome. The transcript has 12 exons.